Molecule: messenger RNA, 948 nt
Organism: Vollenhovia emeryi
Lineage: Eukaryota; Metazoa; Arthropoda; Insecta; Hymenoptera; Formicidae
Gene: Dak1
Product: UMP-CMP kinase
Exons: 3
Coding region: 73-855 (260 amino acids)
Biological process (GO): UDP biosynthetic process; CDP biosynthetic process; 'de novo' pyrimidine nucleobase biosynthetic process
Cellular component (GO): cytoplasm; nucleus
Molecular function (GO): UMP kinase activity; ATP binding
Source: RefSeq, a predicted model, not a curated record
GGUCAGCCGCCGCAUGUGCGAAAGAGUCGGAUUGAUCGACGUUUUUGCGUGUAUAAGUGGCAUCCUCCGUACAUGUUACGGGCUCUCGCGGCCGGCGCGCGACGUUGUAUUCGCACGAUGUCCGCUGCCACGACGCAGAAGCCGGAGGUGGUGUUCAUCCUGGGCGGCCCGGGCGCCGGCAAGGGCACGCUCUGCCGCUACAUCGUCGAGCGUUACGGUUAUGCCCACCUGUCAGCCGGCGACCUGCUGCGCGAGGAACGCGCCAAGCCGGGCUCGGAGUAUGGCGAGCUCAUCGAGACGCACAUCCGGAGCGGCACCAUCGUCCCCGUGGAGAUCACCUGCAGCCUCAUCGACCGCUCCAUGCAGACGUCCAAGAACCCGCACUGCCGCUUCCUCAUCGACGGCUUUCCCAGGAAUCAGGAUAACCUCGACGGCUGGAACCGGGUGAUGUCGGACAAAGUCAUCCUGAAGGGCGUAAUAUUCUGCGAAUGCAGCCAGGAGGUGUGCUCUCGGCGUUGCCUGAAUCGCGGUGCCAGCGGAAGCGGCCGCAGCGACGACAAUGAAGAGUCCUUGGUCUUUCGUCAUCAGACUUAUCUGGAAAACACCUUACCGAUAAUAGAAAUGUACGAGCGGCAGGGCUUAAUUUAUAAGGUUAAUUCUAUGGAAACGCCGGAGAAGGUGUUUCAGGACGUCGCGGAGAACUUCUUUCCUAAGAUAGGAUGUCACCGACGUUGGACGAGGCUGUAUCUCCGAUGUGGGCCUCACGAAAGUUCGUUCACGUUACAUUUUUCGACUACAGCGUCGAGAAAGUCGAAUACUGGUCAAUGUCCCGACGAGCAAUCGCAUAUUACGUAGAGGGGACUACAUUUACAGCAGCCGGGGGCGAAUUUCUUCACGACACGGUGCCCGGUAGAAAUUCGUACGGCGGCUUCCACGAGAAAUUCCACA